ACUGAACGAAAAUAACGAAAACUGAACGAAUUUUCAGAAACCUCAAAAUCCGAAGGUGUCAAAGUGUCUGUGUUCGGCCAUUCUUGUUGGAAAAUUAGGAGUAUUUAAAUCGCAAAAUGCUGUCGCGAAUGGCUUUGCUGCAAGCCGCCCAGAGGCCGAUGGUGUCUCUGAUGGCAAGAUCAGCCACCAGCACAACAGGAGGCGAGCAGAGCUUCCAGCGGCCAGUGCGUCUGGAACACCCUGGAAAAGUGAGGAUGGGAUUCAUUCCGGAUGAAUGGUUCCAGUUCUUCUACAACAAAACAGGCGUAACUGGACCCUAUGCCUUUGGAGCUGGCCUGCUCACGUACCUCUGCUCCAAGGAGAUUUAUAUAAUGGAGCACGAAUACUACAACGGUCUCUCCUUUGCCAUUCUCAUUAUUGUGGGUGUGAAGAAGCUGGGACCCAAAGUGGCGGCAUUCUGCGACAAGGAGAUCGAUCGUAUUGAGGCAGAAUGGAGUGAGGGCAGGAAUGCCCAAAUCCGACAAUUUGAAGAGGGCAUUGAGGAUGAGAAGAAAUCCCAAUGGUCAGCAGAGGGACAAACUCUCCUUCUGCAGGCCAAGAAGGAAAAUAUUGGUCUUCAACUGGAGGCUACUUACCGCGAAAGGCUCAUGACGGUUUACAAUGAGGUCAAGCGCCGCCUGGAUUACCAGCUAGAAGUCCAAAAUGUUCACAGACGUAUCCAGCAGAAGCACAUGGUUAAUUGGGUGGUCAAUAAUGUGCUGAAAUCCAUUACGCCGGAACAGGAAAAGGAGCUCCUCAACAAAUGUAUUGCUGAUCUUGGUGCUCUGGCCAGCAAAGCCAAGUGAACCCUCUCCCUCUGGCACGGAAUUAGAUGAAGUUUAAUUGAAUAUCUUCGAAAUCACUGUGUUAAACUUAAGUAGCAUGGUAUGUUCGUUGGUAAAGAAAUAAAAACAUUUAAAAAAAUA
Messenger RNA from Phlebotomus papatasi, 965 nucleotides. RefSeq names its product ATP synthase subunit b, mitochondrial (gene ATPsynB). The record is from RefSeq and is a predicted model, not a curated record. Gene Ontology annotation, biological process: proton motive force-driven ATP synthesis. Gene Ontology annotation, molecular function: proton transmembrane transporter activity. The coding region runs from base 117 to 845 and encodes 242 amino acids. Lineage: Eukaryota; Metazoa; Arthropoda; Insecta; Diptera; Psychodidae. The transcript has 4 exons.